UCCCCCUCCUUUGUUGCUCUGCCCUCCAACCCCUGGCUCCCUACCAUGACCCAGGUGUCUCUCCUGCUGUACAACUCCACCAGGAUGAGGCGGCUUCUGUCCAAGGCCGUGGUGAUUGAUGACCACGACGAUGAUGUAUAUCCCUAGAGGCAGAACGCACACAAAUAUUACAUCCACCUCCUCCUCAGCCUCUUCCUCUUCCUCUGGUUCUUUCUGGGAAAUUACUGGGUCUUUUCUGUUUACCUGCCAGAUUUUGUUCCCCCUUUCCAGCAGCCUCAGGAUUAUUGUGACAAAACCGUGUACCUCUUUGCGGUAGGGGUCCUCGUGCUGGGCUUACUUGUGCUGGGCAGCAGCUGUGUCCACGCAUGGUCCAGGUGGAGGUCUGCUGCUGAGGAAGACUGAGAACCAGCC
Eubalaena glacialis (North Atlantic right whale) is the source of this 411-nucleotide messenger RNA. RefSeq names its product transmembrane protein 272-like. The transcript has a single exon. The record is from RefSeq and is a predicted model, not a curated record. NCBI's taxonomy places the organism in Eukaryota, Metazoa, Chordata, Mammalia, Artiodactyla, Balaenidae.